This is a messenger RNA of Anisakis simplex (herring worm), 372 nucleotides long. NCBI's taxonomy places the organism in Eukaryota, Metazoa, Nematoda, Chromadorea, Rhabditida, Anisakidae. The record is from the annotation of a GenBank genome assembly.
AUGUCUCGUCGAGCUGAUCCUCUCGACUGCAAAGUCUAUGUUGGUGGACUACCACAGGAUGCUACUUCGCAAGAGCUCGAGGAUGCAUUCAAUCGUUUCGGUCGUCUUCGUAAGGUUUGGGUGGCUAGACGUCCGCCUGGAUUUGCGUUCGUUGAGUUCGAGGACAGUCGCGAUGCUGAAGACUCCGUAAGAGCACUGGAUGGAACGCGCAUUUGCGGUGUACGAGCUCGUGUGGAGCUCUCCCACGGACGCAGACGUAAUCCGGGAGGAUAUGGCGGUGGAGGCUAUGGAGGACCGCCACGUCGUCGCUCAAGGUUUGCCACUUUGAAAGAGAUUCUGCAACAACUUCGUAACCGUAAGAUGUUGCCUUGA